CUCGCGUCACGUGAGCGCGGCGCCGCCCCCGCCCGGUGCCCGCGGAGCGGAGCGGGGCGGCGGGAGCCGAGCCCUCGGUCGGGCCGGGCCGCGCCGCGCCGCGUCCCGGGGUCUAUGGGGAAGGCGGCCGCGCUCUGUGGCGGCGGCAGCAACGGCAGCAGCAGCACCCGCGGGCUGGUCUCUCUCCUCAGCGCCGUCCCCUGCUUGGCCUGCCAGGAGCUGCCGGCCAUGAGCGCAGAGCCGGGGGGCCGGGGCGGUGGGGGACCGGCGGGGGGAGGCCCGCCCGCCGCCCCGGGCUCGGACACCUACAAGGGCUGGCUGUUCAAGUGGACCAACUACCUGAAGGGCUACCAGCGCCGCUGGUUCGUGCUCAGCAACGGGCUCCUCAGCUACUACAGGUCUUCUGCAACUGUCAGGAGUGAUGGCUUUUCUUGGAAACGUGUGAAAAGUGUACUGAUUCCGGUUCAGAAGACAGGGACGCAGGCAGAAAUGGCCCACACGUGUCGCGGGACCAUCAACCUGUCCACGGCUCAUAUCGAUACGGAGGACUCUUGUAACAUUGUGCUCUCCAAUGGCGGAAGGACGUACCACUUAAAGGCGAGCUCAGAAGUGGAGAGGCAGCGCUGGGUCACGGCCCUGGAGCUGGCCAAAGCGAAAGCCAUCCGCAUGAGGAACAACCAGUCAGAUGACUCUGGCGACGAGGAGCCCGCCUCGCAGUCAGACAAGAGCGAGCUGCACAGCACGUUGAAAACCCUCUCAAGUAAGCUGGAGGAUCUGAGCACUUGCAAUGACCUGAUUGCAAAGCACGGGGCGGCCCUGCAGCGCUCGCUCAGCGAGCUGGAGAACCUGAAGCUGCCAGCUGAGAGCGGCGAGAAGAUCAAGGCAGUGAAUGAACGAGCCACGCUCUUCCGCAUCACCUCCAAUGCUAUGAUCAACGCUUGCCGCGAUUUCCUGGACUUAGCCGAAACUCACAGCCGAAAAUGGCAGCGGGUGCUGCAGUAUGAGCGGGAGCAGAGGAUCCGUUUGGAGGAGACCAUCGAGCAGUUAGCCAAGCAGCACAACAGCUUGGAGCGAGCCUGCCGUGGAGCCCCCGGCCUGUCCUCCAGCAGCACCGGCAUCACCAGCACUGCCAAGGGGAGCGUGCAGUCUGCCAAAGGAGAGGCCAGUGAUGAAGAUGAAGAGACGGAGUAUUUUGAUGCCAUGGAGGAUGCACCAGCUUUUAUCACUGUAAGCGCAGACCCCAGGCACCACAGGCGUUCAGGCAGUAACCUGAGUGGGGCCAGCGAGGGCCACCCUGAGGACUGGAACCUGGAGGACAGUGUCUUUGAAAGCUCAAAUCAAAGCAGCUACAAUGAGUCCACUUGCAAAGAUCUCCUGCCGAAGAAAAGGAGACGGACUCGCAUCCCCGACAAACCCAACUACAGCCUUAACCUCUGGAGCAUCAUGAAGAACUGCAUUGGUAAAGAGCUCUCCAAGAUCCCCAUGCCUGUAAACUUCAAUGAGCCUCUCUCCAUGCUGCAGAGGCUGACGGAGGAUCUGGAGUACCAUGAGCUGCUGGACAAAGCAGUUAAGUGUGAGAGCUCCACAGAGCAGAUGUGCUUCGUCGCUGCGUUUUCAGUGUCUUCCUACUCGACGACUGUCCACCGCACUGCAAAGCCAUUCAACCCGCUGCUGGGGGAAACCUACGAGCUUGACCGGCUGGAGGAGUUUGGCUUCCGUUCCCUGUGUGAACAGGUGAGCCACCACCCCCCGGCAGCUGCCCAUCAUGUCUACUCCAAGCGAGGGUGGACGUUGUGGCAGGAAAUCACGAUCGCCAGCAAGUUCAGGGGCAAAUACCUCUCCAUCAUGCCACUGGGCACCAUCCACCUCGAGUUUCACUCCAGCGGGAAUCACUACGUCUGGAGGAAAGUCACCUCCACUGUUCACAACAUCAUUGUGGGCAAGCUCUGGAUUGACCAGUCUGGUGAAAUAGAGAUUGUUAACCAUAAGUCAAAAGAUAAAUGCCAGCUGAAAUUUACCCCCUACAGCUACUUCUCCAGAGAUGUUCCCCGAAAGGUGACGGGGGUGGUGAGUGAUGCCGAUGGUAAAGCCCACUACGUCAUGUCGGGCACGUGGGAUGAGAAGAUGGAGUGCUCCAAGAUAGUGCAGAGCAGCCACGGCAGCACCAGCACAGAAGGCAAACAGAAAACUGUCUACCAGACACUGUCUCCAAAGGUCUUGUGGAAGAAGUACCCCCUCCCGGAGAACGCCGAGAAUAUGUAUUUCUUCUCUGACCUGGCCCUCACCCUGAACGAGCCCGAGGAGCGAGUGGCUCCCACCGACAGCCGGCUGAGACCCGACCAGCGGCUGAUGGAGAGUGGCCGCUGGGACGAGGCCAACGUGGAGAAGCAGCGGCUGGAGGAGAAGCAGCGAGCUGUGCGCCGGAGGCGAGAGGCCGAGGCCAUGGAAGCCCUGGAGGAAGGCAAGGACUACGAAGGCUAUAUCCCGCUGUGGUUUGAGCGGAAGGUGGAUGACGUGACGGGGGAGCUGAUCUGCAUCUAUAAGGGUGGCUACUGGGAGGCCAAGGACAAGCAGGACUGGAGUACAUGCCCUGACAUCUUCUGAGCCGCUCCGCUUGCGUCGGGGUGGUUGAACCCGCACCUCAAUUCACCGGGACAGACAGAGGGACAGUGAGGACACGCUGGCAGCGUCCCGCCAGCAGUUAACAGUGCAAAUACCUACACAGAGUCGAUACAUGCAGAAGUUUGAAAAGAAAAUCUAAACAGGGAUUCCAAACCUAUUUUUUUACUCACUAAUAAAUAGCAUCCUUUUUUUUUUUAACGAUGGCUUUUUCAGCGACUAAUUAGGGACGAGGACACGUGAAUCUGGUUCGUUUUUAGCCUAGCAUAUUUAUUGCUAUCUGGAGUUGCUGCCUCUAUCUUUCAACGCCUUGGCUUUAUCGGCUGAGACGUCGACUUCCAAAGAUGCUCACAGUGUGGGGAUGCUGUGCAUUUGCGUGAGCUCUUUUCUUUGAUGUUAUUUUUUUUUUCCCCAUUUGUGUGUGGACUUUAUGGAAAUUUUUUUUGUAAAUUUAUUUUAUUUUUAAAUAUCUGCUCCUGGUUCAGGUUCCUUCAAAGACGGACACAAACAACUCUGCAUCCUGCUCAGAAAACUGUCUCCAGGGGCCAUGGCGCUUGAUCCUGGAGGCUCUUGGUGGCUCUUACAGUGCACAGUCAUCCCAGUAACACCAAUUAGAAUAUUUCAGCAGGUGACAUUUUCCGUCCUUGCGCCCCUCCCCCCCCCUUUUUUUUUUAAGAAGCGUUUGAGCAGAUUCCCCGCAGUCUGCCAUGCUUAGUCAAGGCUUAGGGCUGUCUUUAACAUGAUGCUUUGUGAGAGUGAUUUGAGUGAGGCUUGGUUUGGUUUUCCUGCAACUGCAUCCGAAGGGGGAAAUGGCCUUGCCGAGGUCAAGAAUGCCCAGGAGACACAGAAAGAAGAGGUCUGUAGACCAGUGAUGCUCUGGGGUCCUCAUACUGGCUCGCUCCCGCUCCACCUCGCCGCAGCCCAGGGCCUGGCAGGAGCCUGGACCUCAGAACGGGGUUUUUAGGCAGCGUCUCCCUGCUGAGCUCUACCCAAGGCCGGGUGGGAGGGAAGGGUGUUGCUGCUGUGUUGGAGCCUCCUUGGGAUGCAGCCUUGGUCCUGGGUCUCCCAUCCCCUUGUCUUCCCCAUUAAGGCAGACAGGUCUGGUCCGCAGUCCCCUGGCACGGGGGGUCACAGGCUGAGCCCGGAGGGUACCCGCAGCCCAGCGCCCAGCUCCGUUCCUUCUCCUUCCGUGUGGCCAAUCUCUCCCAGGAGCAGUUUCAUGUCACCACUAAAGCAGCCUGAGCAUGGGGCCGGGGGAGCCCCACGUCCCCCAUUCACCCCUCCUGCGUGCCAUCACCUUGCGGCGGCCCUGGACCCACCGGGAGGAGUGGAGCAAGCCCUGCCCAUGAUCGGUGAGGACCAGGCAUGAGUGGUGCUUGACCAUGCAGACCCCUACUGCCGGUCCCCAGCACCACAGGGGAGGUUGGGGGUGGCAGGACCCCAAAGAUGGGAUCCGCUGGGCCAGAGGGUAUCGGGGAGACCUGGACACCCCCAUUUGCCCUGUAAGAUUUCAUUUUUGAUGUCUUCUUCUCUGGGUCUUCGUUAUACCGUACUGAGUGCUGCCUCCCGGGGGUCAGAGGCCACCCCCAGAUGGACUGUCACAUCCACAUUGGAAGAUAAUUAGCAAUAAUGAACUUUGAGGCAAUGGUAACUGGAAUACCCAGGCUGCACAUGGGACACUUAUGCAAUCAGGUUCCUCAACCAUCAGUCUCCUCCUGGUCGGCUUCUCUUCCAGCACCUCCAUACCUGUUAACUACAGCAACCCUACGUGUACAGUAUAUAUAGCCCUUGUACGGCGUAACAGUAGUGAGUGGCUAUUGGAGUGGCAACACCCACUGAUUUCAAUGUACCCUUUAAUCUUAUUUAUUUGCUUCUAAUUUAUAUAUAUGUAUAAAUACAUAUAAAAUUAUUUUGCUUAAAUUUCUAUGGUACACAAUAGAUGAAAAAUAACGAGGACAGAAGUGUCUGUCUGAGUUUUUGUAGCACAAGUACGAUUCCCUAGGCUUGUCCUGGAGGUAGGGUGUAGGGCUGAUGGUGACUAAUUCCCCCAGCAGAGAAGCAACAUCUUCCUCCGAAGCUGGAUGUGAUCACAUUCAAACGGUGUGAAAAAGAUACUCCUUUUAGAAAGGAUGCAUUUCGGGUUGGAAGGGUGGUGCUUGGUAUCCGCCGUGUUCAGGAGGACGAUGCUCCAAACCUGGCUCCUGGGCGUUAGAGCAGCCGGUCCGGUGUCUUUGCUCCUUCCAGACCCUUCCCCGAGGUUUGCCCAUGGCUCGGUAAAGCCGGUGCAGCUCUUGAAUGAUCCAAACUUCUGCAUUUGCUGUGGGAUGCAGCCUGCGGAGAGCUGCCGGGUGUCGCGGGCCCAGCGUGUGCAGAACUCCUUUGGCGUUCGCCUCGUCGGGAGAGCGGAGGAUGCUCUGCACUAAACUGGGCACUAAACUACGCUACUGGCUGGGCUUGUGAUGGCCUCCAGAGCUGCCCGGGGGAGUUCGGUUCCACUUGAAACCUGAAUCGGUUAUGUAAAACGGCCUAGAAAUUGAGGUCUUCAAAAUGCCUUAUUUUUCCUUGUUUGCGUUGUCAAUGGAAGCGUUACCCAAGAGCUUGGAGAGGUGAGAAACUCCCACACAGGCUGUCCCUGAACCAGGAUCCGAGUGUUCCUGCAGCAGAGGAGGGUGUGGAGCGAGAUGUUGCUCCAUAAGUGCUGGCACCGAGGGUCCCACUGGACUCUGGGACCCCAAUGGGUCCUCUCUGAUGUACCCCCCAUCGCUGCAUCUGAAAUCACCAUCACGAACCCUGCACAGCUUAGCGGAGCUCGGAGGAGUGUGAGGAGCACCCACCAAAACAGAAAUCCCCCAUUUUUUAGGCUAAUUUUAAAAAAAGCUGUAUGUUCCAGAGAUCAUCUAGUGGCAACACUUAAUCGGAGCACCAUCUCCUGGUCUUUCUGUUCCCCCCCGCAGAGGGUUUUAAUGUCAUUCCACUGUAAAUGCUGUUGAAUGUAUUUCUUUUUAAACAAUAUAUUGUGAGUGAUCCCUCUUCUACAUGGUAAUAAAACUUGGAUUUGGGAGUUUUAAAAGCC
Molecule: messenger RNA, 5692 nt
Organism: Phalacrocorax carbo (great cormorant)
Lineage: Eukaryota; Metazoa; Chordata; Aves; Suliformes; Phalacrocoracidae
Source: RefSeq, a predicted model, not a curated record